Molecule: messenger RNA, 2172 nt
Organism: Homalodisca vitripennis (glassy-winged sharpshooter)
Lineage: Eukaryota; Metazoa; Arthropoda; Insecta; Hemiptera; Cicadellidae
Product: multidrug resistance-associated protein 1-like
Exons: 14
Biological process (GO): transmembrane transport
Cellular component (GO): membrane
Molecular function (GO): ABC-type transporter activity; ATP binding; ATP hydrolysis activity
Source: RefSeq, a predicted model, not a curated record
AGAAGAAACAUUGGUGAAUUCUGUAUUGUAUAUGAUUUACUACCCUGUUGUAUUCAUGGUGUUUGUUCUGAACAUUUUUGCCGAUCCACCUCCUAAAGUUACUGACUAUCCAAAACAUGGGAAAAUAUUUCCAGAGCAUCAGGCGUCAUUUAUUUCAAAAGUACUUUUUGGUUGGUUUUUCUAUAUGAUCUGGAAAGGCUUUAAAAAGACUUUAACAACCGCAGACCUUUGGAACUUGAGACCUCAGGAUUCUUCAAGUCAAGUUAUUCAGCGGUUUGAGAAACUAUGGAAUAACGUUCUCCAAAAGAACACGAUAAAAUAUUGUACAAAAAGUAAGACGCACGAGGAACACCUGACGAAGUCGAGGAAACGGCGCCCAGUUUCCGUUGUUGGCGUUAUGUUCAAGGCUUUUUGGGUUCAGUUUCUGGUGGGGGCAAUACUGAAAUUGAUGUCCGACCUCCUAGCAUUCAUUAACCCGUAUAUUUUAUACUUGAUCAUGAAAUUUGUAGCGGACAAGGACUAUAUGUGGAAGGGAUUCGUGUACGCAAUCUGCAUGUUUGUUAUCGCAGAAUUACAGACAAUCGUGUUUCAACACUGCUUAAUGAUGUCGUACUCUGUUGCCUUCAACUGGAAGACAUCCCUUAUGUCCGCAAUUUACAAAAAGGCUCUACGCAUCUCGAACUCGGCACGCCAAAGUAUCUCGGUAGGAGAAGCUGCCAAUUUGAUAGCUGUUGACGCCCAGCGUUUCGUCGACACCGCUCCUUUCAUACACUUUGCUUGGAGUUUCCCCAUCAUUAUCAUCUAUGCGUUCUACUUCUUGUGGCGCAUCUUAGGUUUGGCAGCACUGGCAGGUUUUGCUCUGGUGGUCUUUUUGAUUCCCCUCAACUUUGCUAUAUCAAAUAAAGUGAGGUCUCUGCAGCUGAAGCAGAUGAAGCUAAAAGAUGAAAGAGUCAAACUGGUCAAUGAAGUGCUGUCUGGCAUAAAGGUCCUUAAAAUGUAUGCUUGGGAGGCGAGUUAUGAGAAAUACAUUUUGAAGAUAAGAGAGGAGGAGUUAAGUCUGCUGAGAACUAGAGAGCUAUGGAACGCUUCCACUUCAUUCUUCUGGCUUUGCUCUUCUUUUAUGAUAUCACUUACGACGUUCGGUGUGUUUGUGCUGAUAGACGAUCACAAUGUCCUGACACCUGAGAUAGCCUUCGUGUCCUCAGCUCUCAUCAACGUUAUAAGAUAUCCUAUAUCACAGGGUCCUAUCGUGAUUCAAGGGUUAAUCCAGGUUUUGGUGGCUAUCAAGAGGAUAAACAAGUUUAUGAAUGCUGAUGAACUGGAUUUAUCAUCUGUCUCCCAUGGCAACCACAACAAUGAGCCAAUGGCCGUAGAAUCAGCGUCGUUCUCGUGGAUUUCAUCCAGUCCUGACGUUAGUCCAGUUCUGCGCAACAUCACUCUGAGGGUGCUGCCUGGAAAGUUGGUAGCAGUGGUGGGGGCUGUUGGCUCCGGCAAAUCUUCUCUCGUAUCUGCCUUUCUGGGCGAAAUGAUCAAGAUCUCUGGGCACAUAAACACCCUGGGGAGUAUUGCGUACGUCCCACAGCAAGCCUGGAUUCAGAAUGCCACAGUAAGAGAGAAUAUUGUGUUCGGACACAAAUAUAACGAGAGCUUGUACAACCGAACUGUAGACAACUGCUGCCUCCGCCCAGAUAUAGAAAUAUUUCCUGCUGGAGAUUCCACUGAAAUAGGAGAGAAGGGAAUAAACCUGAGCGGAGGCCAAAAACAUAGGGUGAGUCUGGCUAGAGCAGUGUACCACAAUGCAGACAUCUAUCUGAUGGACGACCCACUCAGCGCUGUCGACCCUCACGUUGGAAAACACAUUUUUGAAAAAGUCAUCGGCCCAGAGGGUCAGCUACAAAUGAAGACUCGUAUCCUGGUGACACACAGUGUGACUUUCCUUCACAAAGUGGAUUUGAUCGUGGUCAUGAAGUCAGGAGAAAUCACAGAGAUGGGAACUUUUAACGAGUUGAUGGCGAAGAAGGGAGGGUUCUCGGAAUUUCUUGUGCAACACAUUUUAGAUAGUGAAGACGAGGAAAAGAUAGAUAAAGGAAAAGUCAAUGAAGAAGAAACCAUGAAGGAAAUCAAGAAGAUUAAAGAACACAUGGCUAUACAGUCAAUAUCUUCCCUAGGCAG